AUGGAAAGAAAACGCUUGAAGAAAGAGAUUGAAAAACUCCUGGGAGAUUAUGUUGGCAUCAGACUACGAGAAAAUGAAUUUGAUCCAAGAGGCCAAAGGCAGCCCACCUUUAUAGAUGACAUGGUCCAUUACAACUUAGCCUUCAGUGUUGCUUUGCUGUGGCUAAGUGACUUGGAUGCUCAGACUGCACUGACAAGAGAGAAAUUGAAUUUUGCAGCUUGCAACCGAUACAUGUAUCCCAACCGAACUGAGAGAGAAGCUAUGAUAUUAUCUUCAUAUGCUGGAAUAUUAAUGAACAGCAUUUCUCUUGAAGAGAUUUUUGAGAUUUACAGCAUGAGGACCUCAGCAACACACUGGCAGAGCUCUGCAAAUGACCACUGGAUUCAACCUUUCAAGUUCUCCCUGCAUCCAUUUGCCAUGCUGACUGCCCCUGAAGCUGCGGAGUAUGCCUGGAAGCAAAGCAUCAAGUACCCGAGAGCAGCAGCAUAUCAAAAGAUCAACCCUUGUUCAGCAAGGAAAGCUAAGAAGGACAGCAAGCAGCUGAACUCACUCACCAGAGGAAAGCAACAGGUUGACAAAGAUAAAGUGGGUGACAAAGUAUUGAAAUGGAAGCAAAGUUCAUCUGCUCUCACAAAAGGAAAGAUUGAACAAAUACCAUGGGACAAACUUAGGCAAGAGGUAAUCGACACAGACUGGGGAAGGAGAGGAAGACCUACACCAGAAACUGCUCAGAUCCGCUGA
Molecule: messenger RNA, 741 nt
Organism: Fulmarus glacialis (Northern fulmar)
Lineage: Eukaryota; Metazoa; Chordata; Aves; Procellariiformes; Procellariidae
Product: chromosome unknown open reading frame, human C2orf80
Exons: 8
Coding region: 1-741 (246 amino acids)
Source: RefSeq, a predicted model, not a curated record